Fusarium keratoplasticum is the source of this 642-nucleotide messenger RNA. RefSeq lists its product as uncharacterized. Gene Ontology annotation, cellular component: Golgi apparatus. The transcript is spliced from 2 exons. The coding region runs from base 1 to 642 and encodes 213 amino acids. Lineage: Eukaryota; Fungi; Ascomycota; Sordariomycetes; Hypocreales; Nectriaceae. The record is from RefSeq and is a predicted model, not a curated record. Gene Ontology annotation, molecular function: GTPase activity; GTP binding. Gene Ontology annotation, biological process: Golgi to plasma membrane protein transport; intracellular protein transport; protein localization to organelle.
AUGUACCACCUCGCAAAAGGCCUUUACCUCUAUGCGACGAGUAAAGAGGAAUACUCCGUCAUUCUCCUAGGCCUCGACAACGCCGGCAAGACCACCUUUCACGAACAAGUCAAGUCCCUCUUCCUACCGAAUGCCCCCGAACCGAAGCUCAAGACGGUGCCAACCGUCGGCCAGAACGUCUCGACCAUCCCCUUACAGGACAUGUAUCUCAAGUUGUGGGAUGUAGGUGGGCAGCACUCGCUGCGGAAACUGUGGCAGAGUUACUAUGCGAGCUGCCACGCGAUAGUGUUCAUCAUAGACAGCACGGAUAUCGGCGAUGGGAACCUCGAGCACGAGGAGAACAGUGGCAGGUUAGAUGAGUGUCGGCUCGUCCUCGAGGAUGUCCUGCAGCACUCGGAGACAGAGGGCGUGCCGCUGUUGAUCCUCGCUAACAAGCAGGAUCGCGAGGACUGUGUCGAGACGAUACGAAUAAAGGAAGGUUUGGUCAAGAAGGUCAUGGAGGGAGACAAGGGGUCUGCCAUCCGCGACUCGCGGGUACUGUCCAUGAGCGCCUUGACCGGCGAUGGUGUCAAAGAGGCCAUCGAGUGGGUAAGGACACGAGUACAAUGGAAUAAGGAGUCCCGGCCACCAGUGAUGCGAUAG